This is a messenger RNA of Echinops telfairi (small Madagascar hedgehog), 1187 nucleotides long. It is a transcript of the gene TBCC, whose product is annotated as tubulin folding cofactor C. Gene Ontology annotation, biological process: tubulin complex assembly; post-chaperonin tubulin folding pathway. The record is from RefSeq and is a predicted model, not a curated record. The transcript has a single exon. The coding region runs from base 1 to 1038 and encodes 345 amino acids. Gene Ontology annotation, molecular function: tubulin binding. Lineage: Eukaryota; Metazoa; Chordata; Mammalia; Afrosoricida; Tenrecidae. Gene Ontology annotation, cellular component: cytoplasm.
AUGGAGACUGCUAGUUGCUCCGCUGCCGCCGUCGGGAACGGGGACUUGGGGUCCCAGCGGGACCAGAGCCUGGUGCCCGAGAGGCUCCAGAGACGUGAACAGGAGCGGCAACUGGAGCUGGAAAGGCGGAAGCAAAGGCGACAGAACCAGGAGGUGGAGGAAGAGAAGGGCGACUUUUUCGCCGCUACCUUCUCCCGGGAGCGAGCCGCCGUGGAGGAGCUUUUGCAGAGCGGGGAGUCAGCCGAGCGGCUGGAGGAGGCGGCCGCCCGCCUCCAGGGGCUGCAGAAACUGGUCAACGACUCGGUGUUGUUCCUGGCCGCCUACGACCUGCGUCAGGGACAGGAAGCGCUGGCUCGGCUGCAGGCCACCCUAGCCGAGCGGCGCCGGGAGCUGCAGCCCAAGAAGCGUUUCGCGUUCAAGACCCGGAGGAAGGAUGCCGCCUCAGUCACCCAAGUGGACGCGGCCCCUGGCGCCCCAGUGGCCGAAGGCAUGGUCGCCCAGCCGCGCUCGAAGGAGGAGCGAGGCUUCUUGGGCUCCAGCUCGGUCUGUGGCUUCUCCAAUCUGGAGUCCCAAGUCUUGGAGAAGAGAGCGGAAGAGCUGCACCAGCGCGACGUCCUUUUGACUGAGCUGAGCUCCUGCACGAUCAGAUUGUUCGGCAAUCCCAACACCCUGCGGCUGACCAAGGCCCGAAACUGCACGGUGCUCUGUGGGCCGGUGUCCACCUCCGUGUUCCUGGAUGCCUGCAGUGACUGCGUGCUGGCCGUGGCCUGCCAACAGCUCCGUGUCCACACGACGAACGACACCCGCAUCUUCCUGCAGGUGACUAGCAGGGCCAUCAUAGAGGACUGCAGCGGGAUCCAGUUCGCCCCUUACACCUGGACCUAUCCCGGCAUCGACGAGGACUUCCAGGGCUCUGGUUUAAAUCGGAGCAAAAAUCACUGGAACGACGUUGACGAUUUCAACUGGCUGGCCCGGGAUGUGGCCUCUCCGAACUGGAGUAUCCUUCCAGAAGAGGAGAGGAGUGUCCAGUGGGACUGAGGCUGGCUGACUCCUCAUUCGCUCCUACCAAAUACCUUCCCGCUCAAGAACCCCAAAGUUUACUUGUUUUUGGUAUUUCAAAGCUUGAAAUUGUAUUGGGCUCCUGCUUUUGCUUUCCAUUAAAUUCACGAUAGAGCUAAUCUUUUAAA